AUGGCUUCCAGGACUGUCGCCGUAUCCCGCCUGCUCUCGUCUCCGCGGCCACGAUGUUCCCUUCCACGGCUGGAUGCCCGGCUCCCUGGGCGUCGGUUGAUGUCUUCUCCGCGGUCGUUGUUGGGUAGUUCAAGCCCCAGAUCUUCAGAGGGAAUUAUAUCAUAUCCGCUUGCUCAGGCUGCUUCGGUGGUUGCUAAUGAAGUUUGCUGCGUAGUUCCUUUAGUCACCUCCGAGAGUAUCUCAUACCCGUCCUUGUCCUAUACGAGUAGACGCAGCAUGGCGACUCGUCGUCUCAACAUCAACAAUAUCAGACCGGAGGUCCGGGAUGCCCAGUACGCCGUCCGCGGGGAACUAGCAACAAAGGCGGAGGAAUACCGGGUGCGGCUGGAGAAGGGUGACAAGUCGUUGCCGUUCGAUACGGUGAUUUUCGCCAACAUUGGCAACCCACAGCAGCUGGAUCAACAGCCGAUCACCUUCUUCCGUCAAGUCCUCAGCCUUUUGGAGAACCCCAAGUUGCUGGAGAACGAGGAGGCGCUGAAAUCAGCUUUUGGAUACAAGCAGGAUGUGAUUGACCGGGCCAGGAGGUUGCUGAAGGGCGUUCACACGGUGGGUGCUUACAGCCACAGCCAAGGAGCGCCGAUCGUCCGGGAGAGCGUUGCAAAGUUCAUCGAAGAGCGCGAUGGCUUCCCGGCUGACCCGAAAGAUAUCUUUCUCUCUGCCGGAGCUUCGUCUGGCGUCAGUACCCUUCUGCAGGUCAUCUGCGCGAAUCCCUCGUCGGGCGUGCUAGUCCCUAUUCCGCAGUAUCCUCUCUACACGGCCACUUUGGCGGUCCUGAAUGCCCACUGCGUUCCGUAUUAUCUGGAAGAAGGCAAGGCUUGGGGUACCGAUGUCAGUGCCAUUAAGGAGUCUUUGGUCAAGGCAAAGCAGAACGGGGUGGAUGUCCGGGCCAUCGUGGUGAUUAACCCGGGCAACCCGACCGGUGCCAGUCUGAGUCGGCAGGAUAUCAAAGACGUUCUCGACCUUGCCGUGGAGGAGAAUCUAGUCAUCAUUGCGGACGAGGUCUACCAGAACAACGUCUUCAUCGGGGAAUUCACCUCGUUCCGGAAACGGUUACGGGAGUUGCAGCAGGAAUUCCCAGGCAAGUACGACAGCGUCGAGUUGGCGUCUCUGCACAGUGUCUCCAAGGGAAUGGUGGGCGAAUGCGGUCACCGAGGCGGCUACUUUGAGCUGGUCAACUUUGACCCGGAGGUGCAAGCCCAGAUCUACAAGCUUGUUAGCAUUAUGCUCUGCCCGCCAGUCAUUGGACAGUGCCUGGUCGAGCUGAUGGUUAACCCGCCCAAGGAGGGUGAGCCGAGCUACGAGCUCUAUCAAAAGGAGUACAACAGCAUCAAGGAGGGGCUGCAACAGCGCGCUACGGCGUUGUACGAGGCAUUCCGCAAGAUGGAGGGUGUUGAAUGCCAGGAGCCUCAGGGCGCCAUGUACCUUUUCCCAACAAUCACCCUCCCACCCAAGGCCAUUGCCGCGGCGCAAGCCGCCAACAAGAAGCCCGACGAGUUCUACGCUCUGAAACUGCUAGAUGCGACGGGCAUCUGUGUCGUUCCCGGAUCCGGGUUCGGCCAGAAGGAGGGCACGUUUCAUUUCCGGACGACGUUCCUGGCUCCGGGGACGGAGUGGGUGCAGCGGAUCACCAAGUUCCACGAGAAGUUCAUGGAUGAAUAUCGAUGA
Messenger RNA from Rasamsonia emersonii CBS 393.64, 1725 nucleotides. RefSeq names its product Alanine transaminase. The transcript has 3 exons. Gene Ontology annotation, molecular function: L-alanine:2-oxoglutarate transaminase activity; pyridoxal phosphate binding. Lineage: Eukaryota; Fungi; Ascomycota; Eurotiomycetes; Eurotiales; Trichocomaceae. The coding region runs from base 1 to 1725 and encodes 574 amino acids. The record is from RefSeq and is a predicted model, not a curated record. Gene Ontology annotation, biological process: biosynthetic process.